This is a messenger RNA of Acomys russatus (golden spiny mouse), 1350 nucleotides long. It is a transcript of the gene Gtf3a, whose product is annotated as general transcription factor IIIA. The transcript has 9 exons. The record is from RefSeq and is a predicted model, not a curated record. The coding region runs from base 1 to 1350 and encodes 449 amino acids. NCBI's taxonomy places the organism in Eukaryota, Metazoa, Chordata, Mammalia, Rodentia, Muridae. Gene Ontology annotation, cellular component: nucleus.
AUGCGCGUUCGCGGGGUUGGGGGGAGGAGGGCAGGACUGCGUUCCCGGAAAGCGUGCAGGGGGCGGGGCGGGGGCGGGGCCGCGAGCCGGGAAGCGUGCAGGGGGCGGGGCGGGGGGGCGGGACUGCGCUCCCGGAAGCGUGCAGGGGGCGGGGCCGCGAGCCGGGAAGCUGCGGAGUCUCAGGGCGGGUGCGCCCGGGAAUCGCGUCCGCCGUUCCGGGAGCCGCACGUGGCUGCCGGGCCUCGGCCGGCGUGCCUUCGCGUCGCCCUGGAGCCCGGGGUCUCGGUCGCGGAAGCCGUGUCGUCCCUGACCAUCGCGGACGCGUUCGUGGCGGCCUGUGCCGGUCCCGCCCCGCCGCGCCCCGCGCUCUCCGGCAGGUUCAUCUGCUCCUUCCCCGACUGCUGCGCCAGUUACAACAAAGCCUGGAGGCUAGACGCGCACCUGUGCAAGCACACGGGGGAGAGGCCGUUUGUUUGUGACUAUGAGGGCUGUGGCAAGGCCUUCAUCAGAGACUACCAUCUGAGCCGACAUGUCCUGAUUCACACUGGAGAAAAGCCCUUUGUUUGUUCAGAUAACGGCUGUAACCAGAAAUUCAACACAAAAUCAAACUUGAAGAAACACAUUGAACGCAAACAUGAAAAUCUACACAAGCAAUAUAUAUGCAAUUUUGAAGGUUGCAAGAAGGCCUUUAAGAAACACCAACAGCUGAAAGCCCACCAGUGCCAGCACACCAGCGAGCCGCUUUUCAGGUGUACCCACGAGGGAUGUGGCAAGCACUUUGCCUCCCCCAGCCGGCUGAAACGGCAUGCGAAGGUUCACGAAGGCUAUCUAUGUCAAAGGGGAUGCUCUUUUGUGGGGAAAACAUGGACGGAGCUUCUGAAACACACGAGAGAAGCCCAUAAAGAGCAAGUAGCCUGCACGGUGUGCCAGAAGACAUUCAAGCGCAGAGAUUACCUUAAGCAGCACAUGAAGACUCACGCUCCACAGAGGGAUGUGUACUGCUGUCCACGGGAGGGCUGCGGGAGGACCUACACAACCGUGUUCAACCUGCACAGCCACAUCCUCUCCUUCCACGAGGAGCAGCGCCCGUUCGCGUGUGAGCAUGCUGGCUGUGGCAAGACGUUUGCAAUGAAACAGAGCCUCUGGAGGCACAGCGUCGUGCACAAUCCCAACAGGAAGCUCAAGGUCCCACCACCUCGGGAGAGACGGAGCCUGGCGUCUCGCCUCAGUGGGUACCUCCCUCCUAAAAAGAAACACGCGCCAGAGUCCUCCUUGCCUAAUGGCACGGAGUCCAGCAGCAGCCUGGAAGAUAAGAGGCUCCCGCCAGGGACACUGCCUGCCCUCUGCUAG